UGUCACUUCCUUUAUCCUUCUCUGAGCGGGCGACGGACGGACGGUAGUGUAAGGAUGUUGGCGACUAGAGCAUUUCGUCUUCUUGGUAACCGGGCCUUGUCGACUUCCAUCUGCCUUCGUGGUGGACAUGGAGUUGCCAAGGUGGAGGACUACGCACUCCCUGCAUACUUUGAUCGGCGAGAGAGCCCUCUUCCUGACAUCAAGUUUGUGCAGCAGUUGAGUGCUGAGCAGAAGUCUCUAAUAGAGAAGGAGAAAGGCUCCUGGGCUGCUCUGUCCAAAGAGGAGAAGAUUGCAUUGUAUCGCAUCAGCUUCAAGGAAAGCUUUGCUGAAAUGGGAAAGGGAACAGGCGAAUGGAAAUCAGUAGUUGCUGGAAUUUUCUUUUUUAUGGGAUUCACUGGCCUUGUUGUCUUGUGGCAGAGAAAGUAUGUUUUUGGAGAUGUUCCCCAUACCUUUGACGCUGAGUACAAGCAGAAAGAACUACAGAGAAUGCUUGACAUGAGGAUCAACCCUGUCCAGGGCUUUUCAGCCAAAUGGGACUAUGAAAACAAUACCUGGAAGAAAUAAAUCAAUGUUUCUUAAAUCUGUUGGACCAUGUUGCACGACUCAAUAAAUUAACUAAUAAACAGUUAAGUCUGUAUUUAUUUGCUCACAUGAUAACUCUGAAUACAUGUUGGAAGGUUGCUUCCUCUUAAGGCUCCAGUGUAUUAUACAAAUAAAAUUUCAUGAUGUAUCACA
Molecule: messenger RNA, 735 nt
Organism: Misgurnus anguillicaudatus (oriental weatherfish)
Lineage: Eukaryota; Metazoa; Chordata; Actinopteri; Cypriniformes; Cobitidae
Source: RefSeq, a predicted model, not a curated record